Sycon ciliatum is the source of this 7195-nucleotide messenger RNA. RefSeq lists its product as uncharacterized. The coding region runs from base 473 to 6874 and encodes 2133 amino acids. The transcript is spliced from 10 exons. Gene Ontology annotation, molecular function: signaling receptor activity. The record is from RefSeq and is a predicted model, not a curated record. NCBI's taxonomy places the organism in Eukaryota, Metazoa, Porifera, Calcarea, Leucosolenida, Sycettidae.
GCCGUUUACUGUUUAGGCCUAUCGAGGGGGUCUCCAUUUCUGUACAGUUAGAAUGGGAAUCACACAGUGCUAGUAGUAGAUCUACUACUAGCACUAGUGAGCAGAGAAGGAGAACUAACACGAAGAAUAGGACACCUGCCAGGGAAGGAAUAGUUUGCGAUUAGCAACGAGGUGUAGCGGCUGAAAAAUACCAUCUAUCGUAGCAAGUCGUCCUCGAUCGAACCUUCUUGGCCACAGUCCGUAGAGCUGUACGAGACUCGUACCGAUUCCACCGUGAGCGGGUGUCAUUUCUCACCCUCUCAACUAGCGAUGACGCGUGCUUCGAAGCUUCGUGGAAGAUUCAUCGCGGUUUGGCAAUGAAUGGAAAAGUCCCCUGGUGACCACUGCACCCUGCAGCCAUUGAUCAACAUCUCAGGGUCUCCUCUGGUGGCAGGUGGCAGGGUCGCUGGUGUUUCCAGUGCUCAGCUUGAGAAUGAAGCAAACGAUUGAUGGCCACACUAAUUACCCAGUGUGUGGGUGUGCAAUACAACACUGCCGCCGGAGGCCACAGCAAGGUCAGCGAUGUCCGUCGGCCCAGGCUGGUGCGUUGCUUGCACUUCUCCUCAUCUUGGUGAUACAGUUUGGUAGUGGACAGUGUCGUGUGUUGGGAUGGAUGGGAGACUUGUCCGGAACCCAACAGUUCAACAACUGCUCAAACUGGAAUGUGACUGGACCGUCAGACUGCACGCCCAAAGAAAAUGAUACUUUCAUCGUCCCCAACAGUCCUGAUAAGGCUUUCACGAUUGAGUGGUUCAUUGACGGGCACAUCACGUUAGCCAACCUUGCCUUUGGGCGAAGUGACAGGGUUGACAAGUCAACGCUGCUGUUCAUUUUCAACACAAAAACUACGGCAACCCUUCAUGUUACAAACCUGCUUGAAAUCCACUCCAAAACGUGGACGUUUCGCUAUGGAGCUAACACCACCAGCAGCAGCAACACCAUUAAUGUGAUAGCUAAGGACCUUAAAUGGUCGGGGAGAUUGCUUCGCAGCCAAUUGUUCACCGCCUUUCCAACCGUGCUGGUGACCAGACAAAUGACAGCCUUCAAUGGUAGAAGGGAAGCUACUCACACAAAGGUGUUGACAUCUGUUGUACUUUCCAUAGCAGGCAAUGCUUCGUGGCACGGAACCAGUGUACAAAGUGUGGAUGGAACCAUUCGGGUUUUACCUGGCGCCCUGCUGCAUAGCUUCGUGCCCAAUUGGAUGCAGUCGGGGUCGGAGGAUGGAUAUGACUUGAUUGUCGACGGCACUGCAAGACUUGCCUGUGCUUCAAGCUGUACGCUGCAGACAUACAUCACUGUUGCUGGUCAGCUGGAGUUUAUCCCCGCUGUGCUGAGCAGCGAUCAAGACGCCAGUCUGCCCACGUGGACUCUGCUGUCCGGCGGACUGCACGCCGCUGGCUCUGUCGUGUUCUACUUCACCAACAUCAACGUGAUGCCCAGCAAACUGCAAUUAUUAUUUGGCAGCUGGAGAGUAUUUGGUCCACCGGUAGUCAAUUCCACGUACUCCUUCAGCAGCAGCACAACUACACGCUGGUGGGAGGACAUAACGGAUCCAGCCACUCAGACAAUAGAGUAUAAUUUUCAGCAGCCAGUGCUCAUCACCAUCGCCGUGCACUCGUCAUUCUGGAACUUGACCAUCGACGCAUUCACCAGUCGCGGUCCGGCGCAGUGGCGGAUCAUGCCCAUGCCAAGCGGGGUGACAACUGUCGACGUGAAGACCGCGUUGGACAUGGAUGAACACGGCGUCUUGCGGCUGAUCAGUGCGCCAGUGCAGUUCACUACCAGCUUCACCGUCCACUCUCAGCUUAUCUCCUCUCUUGGCUACGUAUUCGUGGGAGAUAACUGGCACAUGAUGUUAAGUGGUGACCACAACACGGAUAUCAAAAGACAGGUUGCAGUGGGACGUGGAGCGCUGCUCGAGGUCCCGGCUUCCAUCGAUGGUCUCAUACCGGUCGUGGAUUUCCAGAGCCAGUUGUACCUCAAGUCUCGGCUGGUUAUCGCAGGUGCUAGUCUACAGGUCAAGGACUUGUUCGUAGACUCCACUGCAGCUCUUGGUGAUGGAAUUCUUCUCCGGACAACUGCCUCCCUGAUAGUAUCCCAUCAACUGACAUGGAAAGGUGGGACCAUUGAAGGUCAGGGGUCAACGGUAAAACUCCGGCAAGGUGCAGUGCUCGCAACGAAUCACACUAAAUCGCUGCUCAAUGCCACUGUGACGUUGGAGAUUGACGGUUCUUCUGCCGCGAGAAGAGGUGGCUGCAUAAUCGAGUAUUUCCAAUACCGACACUUGCUGCCAACGGCAGUGCUCACUCCGCCUGCCAUGAUCCAGGGUUUCUACAACAAAACUUCCCUUGGUGCCGGCACGUAUCGCUUGCCGGAGGCUUUUGACGAUCCGACAACUUUGGCCGACUACUCCACUCUGGAGACGAGUUGCAGUCAUAAUUCUGAGCAUUACGGCCGUGCACCUGUUCUGUUUAGCAGUGCUGGCAUAGCAUCAAGCACAGAUCAUUUGUCAUUCACAGAGAACUAUGCUGUAAGGCACACAACACGCUUCUUCAGCCACUUCGCCGGUGACUAUGUCUUUACAUUCACGUGGUCCUAUUCCAUUGUUCGAUUCUGGUUUGAUGGCCAUGUUUUGGUGACAUUCUGUGGUGAUGGGUCGCAGACAAGCGACGGCUGUAAUACUGAUGUCCGUGCGAAUAUUUCUGGCACCGUCACGGUUCCAAACCUCUCGAAACGGCAGCACGAGAUACGCCUUGACUUAAUACGUCUGCCGCCCAAGCCAAGUACAAACCAAUCCUUUGUGGUCAAUUACAAGUUUGAGGUCUCGGCUCGUGUGUCGGGAAUCACAGUUCAGCUUGGUGCCACUAACACCCUCUGGGGCUGUCAAACAUCAGACGUCAGCGUCAUCCGCUUUUACCCGCAGACCUCUUUCCGGAUACGAUUUCCCGAGAAUGUAUGCCAGACGCGUUCUACGCCGGCUGAUCUAUGCUCCAUUAAGCUCGGCGUUGCCUGCAUGAGACUAAGCAACACAUCCCUCACCCUGGGUAAGAAUAGCUCCAUAGUUGUGCGUCGCACAGGUGUACUGUGGCUCCAGAAUAGCUCCAGCAUACAGGAGCAAGUGGCCAACACUGGUAGCAGCAUUCAACGGUAUGGUCUCAUCGUGAAUGACGCUGGUGGAAGUCUCUUGCAACUGGCGGUCAGCGCACACUCAUACUCGUGCACAUCUGCCAGCGCGCUAAGCGUUCUGCCAUCAAAGGUAUCCAGCGAUACAACUGUACAGCAGGGCAGUUGCCGGUUUGGUGCUUACGAACACAUGGGUAGGUGCUAUUACCCGGAGGUCACCAGCGGCCCUUCACCCGGCGCUUACCAGGCUGGGGUCGGUGCCUGCGCUUGUCGCGGCGGCUUCUUGGCCUCCAUAACAAGCAACAGCACAGCAGUGUUUGUCAACAAAAUGCUGCAGCUGACUCGCGCCAUGAUCAAAGGCACCCCGGCGUCCGCCACGUUCUACGUCGGGCUGAAGGAGCCAAGCUGCUCCAGUAGCAACAUGCUGCAUGCCUACACGCAGACAGAGUGGGAUGAUGGCUCAUGCCCGGAGCAGUUGCCGCUUCCGCUGCAGCCGUCGCCUCGGACCCCAGCGUGUCAGCCUUGCUUUGUCCUGGAGAAGAACUACACUAGCUCGGUGGAUGGAUCUUCCAGAUUGGUUCAGAGGAGCUGUACAGAGACAAGUCAUCGCUUCAUCUGCAUUGAGCCACCUUACUCUGAUGUGGAGCCACUUGCAGUGAAAACAUGUACAAAUCUUUCGUGCAGCACUGGAUGGACCAAAUACAACAGUCACUGUUAUCGCACACGGCCAGCAGGAGUGCCUGCACUCACCCACGAUGAUGCGGCAGCUCAAUGCUUCACCACUGGAGCGGAGCUCAUUUCCAUCAACGACUUUGCCGAGCAGCAGAUCCUGACACCGCUCAUUAAGGCCGACAGCUUUCAUGUCACGUUCUAUUGGAUGGGCUUGUACGAGUCUGGUGGCAACUUCAGGUGGCGCGAUGGCUCAGCAGCCGUCUUCCGGUCAUGGCAGUGUUCUGACUCAAACAAAAAUGACAUUGUCAACACCGCCCUGGGGCAAGUGGCUGUCGACGAUAAAUCAAUUGCUGACAGUUGGUUUCAGGUACUGACUAGUGACAGUAGCAGCCGGACUGGCAGCUACAUCUGUGAGAUGAGACCGCCGCGCCAAGAUGCAUCUUUCUGGCCACCACAACUUCAGCAGGGAGGCUGCAGGGCGGAGUGGUUUGAGUACAAGCAGAUCUGCUAUCUGUUCAACGCCAGCGUGGCCCGUAACUGGGGCGGUGCGAAGACAGAGUGCUCGGCGCACGGGCAGAAUGCGUCACUGGUGGAGAUUUAUGACGUGUCAAUUCUGACGGUUCUUCAGAAUCACAUUAUGACCAGUCCACCCGUGGGUCUUCCUCCUGGACAAUGCGAAUGGUGGAUUGGCCUGCGGCGUGUUAACUUCAAAUUCCAGUGGUUGUCGGGCGCGCCAACCAGCUACCUGCCUUGGGCGUGUGGAGACGAUCAGUCCUCGAAAAAUUGCGUCCACAUGCGUACGUGUACGACAAGAUCGGCGUUUAAUAACGGCUGGGUGACAGGCACAUGCAGUCCGCUGAGGCCGUACAUCUGCCAGUACCAACUGGGUGCUGUUUCUCAUGCGACCAGUCCAACAGUAAGCACCGCAACUGAAAUGGCGUCACCACAUACGAAUCCUGCUACCGCUACUUCAAUGUCAUCGCAGUUAGUGCCAAGCUCAGUCCAGCCCACUGCCCAAGCCACUACUUCAUCUGCCACCACUGGACCGUCGAGUACAUCUGAAAGUGCAUCUCAAUCUACCAGUGUAAGUACAAGUACACAACAACCAACGUCUCAAACUUCUCUCCCUGCAACAACGCCAAUCGCUCAGACCCUACCUAUCACAACUCCUUCAGCACCUCAAACCACACUCACUGCAGCACAACCAAUCUCUCAAACCCCGCUCAGUGGAACACAAGCAACGCCGCAAGCUCCUAGCAGCACACCCCAGCCAACACCCGGGACUCAACCAGUCAGCCAAACUGCGCUUAGUGCUGCACAGACAAACGUUUCCACACCGCCAGCCAGCACUACCGAAAAGGAACCCAAUGGUACUGGACAGCAGCUCACCACUCAAUCGUCGCUCAUCACAACACCUGGAACGGCUCAAGGAACAGUGACAACGCUAGCGGGGACAUCUUCAGCUACCGGUACCCCUGCCGCAGUGCCUCCAGUGACAUCCAAGACCAGUUUACCUAUCACUUCAGCAAACACUACGGAUGUUGGAACAGCUACAGCCGCGCUGUCUACUGGUAUGACCACUAACACACAGACCCAACCAACCAACACUAUGCAAUCCACGACCAAAGCUAGCGGAACUGUAAAUCAGCUGACUGUUACUAUGGCAACCAACACACAACAAACACCGUCAUCAUCAUCAUCAUCAUUGCCGUCGCCGGCCAGUGUAACUAGCAUCGAGUCAGCGACUCAGUCCACUCGGUCUACCACACUGCCACCCACCGCUCAUGUUGCCACUACGGCGGACACACGGCAGGUAACGUCAUCGCAGUCAGUCCCAGCCAGUGCCACCACCGAAACACCGGCCCAAUCCAGCACUCUAGGCACAGUCCAGCAGGGGACGACGGGUACUCAGCAAGCAUCAUCACUGGCAUUAUCUUCCCCUGAAAGCUCAACCCUGGUUGUGCCAGCUACAACAAGUGCACCCAUCACUUCGCAAGCACAACCUACCACUCUUCCCACGGUGCAAGUGGGCACAGUCACUCCCUCACAACAACCAGUGUCAAGUCAAGAGCAGAGCAUGGCACAGCAGACAACGGCAACAGCACGCUCCAGCACCUCUUCACUGUCAGAAGCCAGCACCACAGUGACCAGUAGUGAAGGUGUUGCUUCUUCCUCUCUCAAUCUUGCCAUCGUGGUACCAAGUAUAGCAGCUGGUUGCCUCCUGAUGCUGAUUAUCAUCAUUCUGCUUGUUCGUCUGAAGUGCAGGCACAGAUCAAAGUCGCUGGACAUCCACACAGACACCAAUCCCAGUGUAGUCGUUAACAACAAAGCGUUUGGAAUGGAAGGGGAUUUGGCGAGACCGAGUCCUAGCGACACGCGGACGUACACCUACGAAGGACACAGCCAGGACCAUGGCGCUACCAACCAGUAUGCUGUGUCCGAUGGAAAUCAGGUCGCUGAGGAUUAUACACACGAUGGUGAUGACUAUCGGCGUAUUGAUAGCAGCACACGAUUGAAUCAAGACUACCAGCCGCUUUCACUAAAAGCGAAUUCUGCGGCUAAGAGAAAUGGUGCCUCGGGUGACGUAUAUCAACCAUUGAGUGUCAGCCAACAGCGAGAGCAAGAGUAUCAACAGCUGUCAGCUGGUGGUGUCUAUGCCGUGCAGGACACAGGCUAUGGACGGAUAAAUUCUAGCACUGGUGUGUCGGAGAGUGACUACCAGCCACCGAUACCAUCGCAGGUACCACCAGUCACCUCCAAGCAACAACAACGCGGAGGAGGGUACCAGCCUGUGCAGAGAACAACCGCUAGUGACUAUCAGCCCCUGUCUGGCCAUCAUGCUGGUCAGCCAAAACGUGAUCAUUACCAACCGGUAUUGCAUAGUCAGCAGCAAGCGGAACAUACUGACUACCAGCGGCCGAAUGCUCCACCGUCGGCUAGCAAUACCAAGCAUGCCACCGGGCACGGCCAGCAGAGACCGGGGACAUGGAAGGAAAGUACGGCCGGAUCAGACUACUAUGACUCGACGCUGAUGACAUAGCCCCCUGGUUCAUGCACUGUGCCGAUGUCACUGCUUAUUGCCAGCUGGUGUGCAAGCUAUGCACCGCAAUCAGUGAUGAUUGCAGCGUCAUCGGCCUGAACAAUUUAUCCUAUGCUUGCUUCUUCUUCACUAAAGUGAUUUUCCCUCGCUUGCGUAUAUUGAAGUUAAGAGAUGGAUUACCUGCAUCUGCUGCUUGAAACAUGGCCAACUCCUGUGCGGAACUUGUAGCACUUGUUACGCUGCACCUAGGUUUCUCUACAAGAAGCCAAUGACCCAUCAAAGAGGGAGCUAUGGACUCUGACCAGUAUGCUAGCAUUGUGU